This is a messenger RNA of Solanum stenotomum, 1268 nucleotides long. RefSeq names its product ADP-ribosylation factor-like protein 2. The record is from RefSeq and is a predicted model, not a curated record. Lineage: Eukaryota; Viridiplantae; Streptophyta; Magnoliopsida; Solanales; Solanaceae. Gene Ontology annotation, molecular function: GTPase activity; GTP binding. Gene Ontology annotation, cellular component: microtubule cytoskeleton; cytoplasm. Bases 452 to 1009 code for a protein of 185 amino acids. The transcript has 6 exons. Gene Ontology annotation, biological process: protein folding.
AACAAAACCCUAAGCCAUCCAUCUUUCUUCAUCUUCCUCUCAUCUCCUCCUCCCCUAUCUGUCCCUCUCCUCUAUUCUCCUAGCAGCUCAGGCGAAGCAGCGAACGGCGCCGGCCAGCGAACAGCCGCGAAAACCAGCCGGCGACCGGGCGCCGCCGAUCCGUUCUUCUCGCCAGCAAGCGAAGGCCGCGCCGGCCAGAAGCAGCGCGAGGACAGCUCCGACAGGCGAGCCUCUUUCUCUCUUCUCCUCCGCUCCAGUGAGGACGACAACAACAAACAUCAGCUCCAGCUUCUCUGACCAGCGAGCAGCCAACUCCGGCGAAGGCAAGGUAAUCACCGGCGAACCCCAUCGAAGACGACAACAACAACAGCGAGCCAGCAAGACCCUCACAUCUCCAUUCCUCUCCUCUUCGGCGAAGUUCUAGUAAUCCAGGAAACUAGGAGUGAUCACGAUGGGACUUCUCAGCAUUAUCCGAAAGAUCAAGCGAAAAGAAAAGGAGAUGCGCAUCCUUAUGGUGGGUCUUGACAACUCUGGUAAGACAACAAUAGUGUUAAAAAUAAAUGGUGAAGACACAAGUGUCAUCAGUCCAACCCUUGGCUUCAACAUCAAAACCAUUACAUAUCAGAAGUAUACCCUCAAUAUAUGGGAUGUUGGGGGGCAGAAAACAAUACGGUCUUAUUGGAGAAACUAUUUUGAGCAAACUGAUGGCUUGGUGUGGGUUGUGGAUAGUUCUGAUCUGAGAAGGCUAGAUGACUGCAGAUACGAGCUACAUAAUCUUCUGAAGGAGGAGAGGCUAUCAGGAGCAUCAUUAUUGAUUUUUGCAAAUAAGCAAGACAUACAAGGUGCUCUUUCUCCAGAUGAAAUAGCCAAAGUGCUUAAUCUGGAGGCUAUGGACAAUAGCAGGCACUGGAGAAUCGUAGGAUGUAGUGCAUACACAGGAGACGGGCUACUUGAGGGAUUUGAUUGGCUGGUACAAGACGUUGCAUCACGAAUCUAUAUGCUUGAUUAAGCGAAGUUUACAUUAAGAUUUUGAUUCCUGCAAGAUGACAUUGUUAAAAUCUUUUGGAUAUACAACAUUUGUGCAUGUAAAGAUAAAGAAAAUCAUGUAAGGAGCACUUUACUAGCUACUGCUCAAAAUGACCAUUUGUGAGGAAAUUCUUUUAAGACCUUUCCCAAUAUGCCAGUCUUUUGUUGUAAUUGUAGCAGAUUGCACAAAAAAGUGACUGUCCUUAACCAAAUAAAUUCACAAAUUAAUAAUUUUUAUAAUA